Messenger RNA from Belonocnema kinseyi, 1031 nucleotides. It is a transcript of the gene Prosalpha5, whose product is annotated as proteasome subunit alpha type-5. The transcript has 3 exons. Lineage: Eukaryota; Metazoa; Arthropoda; Insecta; Hymenoptera; Cynipidae. Gene Ontology annotation, biological process: proteasome-mediated ubiquitin-dependent protein catabolic process. The coding region runs from base 93 to 821 and encodes 242 amino acids. Gene Ontology annotation, cellular component: nucleus; proteasome core complex; proteasome core complex, alpha-subunit complex. The record is from RefSeq and is a predicted model, not a curated record.
UUUCAUUGCGGUGACUAGCGUUUGUGACAAGUCGGCUUCAUCUAGUUUAUUUUGUUAAUUAUUAAAAUCUCCUAGCGAAGAAAUCCCGUAAGAUGUUCCUGACACGUUCCGAGUACGAUCGUGGUGUAAACACAUUUUCUCCAGAAGGUCGACUCUUCCAAGUCGAAUAUGCAAUUGAAGCCAUUAAACUUGGAUCGACCGCAAUUGGAAUCUCAACAUCGGAGGGGGUAAUUCUAGCCGUGGAAAAGCGCACGUCUUCCGUCCUGAUGGAGCCGACAACCGUGGAAAAAAUCGUCGAGGUCGACAAACACAUCGGCUGUGCCGUUUCCGGAUUGAUGGCUGAUUCCAGGACGAUGAUCGACAGGGCGCGAGUCGAGUGCCAGAAUCACUGGUUCAUUUAUAAUGAGAAGAUGACCGUCGAGUCGGCGGCUCAGGCUGUUUCCAAUUUGGCCAUUCAGUUCGGAGACAGUGACGACGAUGGCAGUGCCAUGUCCCGACCGUUUGGAGUCGCGAUUCUUUUCGCCGGUAUUGACGAGAAAGGACCUCAACUUUUCCAUAUGGAUCCCUCGGGAACUUUCGUUCAAUUCGAUGCCAAAGCCAUUGGCUCGGGAAGUGAGGGCGCUCAACAAUCACUUCAAGAAGUUUAUCACAAGUCGAUGACAUUGAAGGAGGCAGCGAAGUCAGCCCUGACGAUAUUGAAGCAAGUCAUGGAGGAAAAAUUGAACGACACAAACAUCGAAGUAAUGUCAAUGACGCCCGAAAAAUUAUUCCACAUGUAUACGAGGGAUGAGUUACAAGAGGUGAUUAAAGACAUUGCUUAAUUUACCAAAAGCGAUCAGUUCUCGAUUCUCUGAAAUGCAGUGCAUCGAGAAAAACUGACGAGUGAAAAGUGCGUCGAAUCAUUGUGAAUUUUCCUUGCCUCGGCAAGUAUUCGCGUUACUUAUACAAUAUACAUACUACACUAUUUCUUACACUAGGUUUUCCCAAAAAAGAAACGCGCAAAAAGAAAUACAAAAAAAGGAAAAUGGAAA